Amphibalanus amphitrite is the source of this 1308-nucleotide messenger RNA. It is a transcript of the gene VhaPPA1-1, whose product is annotated as V-type proton ATPase 21 kDa proteolipid subunit-like. Lineage: Eukaryota; Metazoa; Arthropoda; Thecostraca; Balanomorpha; Balanidae. Gene Ontology annotation, biological process: proton transmembrane transport. The record is from RefSeq and is a predicted model, not a curated record. The transcript has 8 exons. Bases 244 to 879 code for a protein of 211 amino acids. Gene Ontology annotation, molecular function: proton-transporting ATPase activity, rotational mechanism. Gene Ontology annotation, cellular component: proton-transporting V-type ATPase, V0 domain.
UGUUUUUCGGUAGAAUAUUUUUUAGCGUAUUUUGCAUCCGUUGAUUGUAUUGCGCUACUGAAAGAAUUUUUAGGUAUUUUUGUGACAAAAAAACAUUUAUUUGAUGGGUCAAUUACUCAUUUGAUGCUAGAGUUUCUAGUAUAUUUCGUCUUAGAAUUCGAUAAUAAGCUAGACACUUUUAUCUACUAGCGGCCCGAGGUUGUCACGGGAAAAGCGCUGGGCCGAAAUCAAUAGUACUUCAAGAUGGGGUACUACAAUAGCUACCUGUACUCUGCUGGAGGACUCUACCUCUUUGUCCUCACUGUUAUUGCACUCUACUACCUUCUUACUGGCCAGGGAGAACGCAUUGACUUUGGAUGGUUCCUCACCAACACCUCGCCGUACAUGUGGGCGGCCACCGGCGUCGGCCUGGCCGUGGCACUCUCGGUGGUCGGCGCUGCCCUCGGCAUCUUCACCACGGGCGUCUCGGUCAUGGGCGCCGGCGUGCGCGCGCCGCGCAUCAAGACCAAAAACCUGGUGUCCAUCAUCUUCUGCGAGGCGGUCGCCAUCUACGGCCUCAUCGUGGCCAUCGUGCUCUCCGGCAUGAUCGACACGUACGACCUGGAUAAGGUGGCGAAGAAUCCGUUGAUUCUGGACAACAACAUCUACUCGGCCCACCUGAUCUUCUGGUCGGGCGUCACUGUCGGCUUCGUGAAUCUGGCGUGCGGCAUCUGUGUCGGCACCGUCGGGUCCGGAGCGGCGCUGGCUGACGCCGCCGAGGCCUCGCUGUUCGUGCGCAUCCUGAUCGUGGAGAUUUUCGGCUCGGCCAUCGGUCUGUUCGGCCUGAUCGUCGGCAUUCUCCAGGUGUCUCAAGUGAAGAUGGGUAACGCAGCCGCCUAGGCAGCUGGCUGUUCCACUGCUGGUCCGUGCAAUGGUGCCGCGUCUCGCGCUGACGGGCGCGGUUCGGACACGCCGCCCGCGGCGCACCUCCGACUGACGCGGCCGGCCCGUCGAACAACCCGCGCGGAUUGUGGCAGAUCAAGAUUGUGGCCGCCGCCACACGUGCCAGUGAUCUGUCAGAGCGAGAAAAAUGGAAUGGUGGACCGUAUGUGUGUGUACAGGGUGUGUGCCUAAUCAGCGUUAUAUGUGUAUAUAGGUAUAAUAUAUAUCAUCAGUUGAGGAAGGCGGCUGGCGCCCGGCCGCCGUGUGAACAUUCCGCAUUCGCUCCCCCCCCCCCCCCCCCGUAGUCGGUCGGCUGGUAAAGAGCGCUACCUAAUCCGCGUCCGUGUCUGUAUGUAUCGUGCAAAUAAAUCAGCCAUCGGUGUCACA